Molecule: messenger RNA, 1233 nt
Organism: Paramacrobiotus metropolitanus
Lineage: Eukaryota; Metazoa; Tardigrada; Eutardigrada; Parachela; Macrobiotidae
Source: RefSeq, a predicted model, not a curated record
CAUCGAGGCGCUUAGGUCAAUCAUGAGUGGACGGAACGCGAGGCCGGUGAAUGUGGGUGCCAUUACGCUUCCCUUAGAAGAAGCGAUGAAGCGCCGCGAACAGGCAUAUCAAGCAGAACGCCAGCGUGACAACGAGCUCUUCCAGCAGCGCUUCGAAGAGCUAAAGAAUGCCAGCGCGACGGAACGUGAGCGUCUAGUGCAGGAUUUCCAGCGCGAACAGGAACAGCGGGACCGCGAACGCCAGGACGAGCAGCAACGUCACGAGGCACGAUUGUUGGAAUUAACGCAGACGAUCGAGGAGAGUCAGCAGGAGCUAAAAAAGGUCACGGACGAACUUCUAAUUAAAGACCGGGAGCAGAAAAUCGCUUUUGUCAACAGCUUAAAUUUGGCGAUUCGGCAGACGAAUUCCCUGUUACUGUUCGGUCCGAAAGGACUGGGGAAAAGCACCUUCUUGUGGUUGCUGAACAAAGGAUCCAAGCCGAAACAGUCGCGUUCCGAUGGUACGGUGGAGAUCCUGCACGUCAACGGGUUCGUGGAUUCCAUUGGACUGCGCGGAUGGACGCCGGAGGAGCUGCUGAAACUAUUAGUCCUGAUGAUCUACGACGGGAUCCCCAAAGAUCUCAUCGUCUUCGACAACGACCGGAUCGAUCAGCCCAUCACGUCGCUGGGUCUGUUGGGCGUCAAUCAUCCUAUGAUCGUCAUCAUGUACAGUGAUUUCUGGAGGAAAUUGGAGCCGCCGCGCGGUGGUGAGCCGCGCAUUCACCUCGUGGAGGAUACCAAGGGGGUGCGCCGCGUGGAACCCGUGGAGCACUUGGAGCGGGUGUACAAUACGCCGGUGUACGAGGACAUCAAGGAAUUCCAAUUAGGUACCACGCCCAUUACGCACCACGACGACCUGGAGCCGCUGGUGCAGAAGCGGGAGGACGCCGGGAUUCGGCCGCUCCGCUUUUUUAUGGACGGACUCGGACAGCAGUUCCACGUGGAGAUGGAGAACAGCCAUACAAUGGAAGCGCUCUUCCGCUUCAUCUACAUUUAUGAGAAGAAGUACGGCGGGAAAGGCCGGCUCAAGUUCAUGAACAACGCGACGCUGCAGGACUUUAAAUGAGGGCGCUGGUAGUGGUUCUUGGUGUUUUUGUAGCCUACAAAAUUAAUUUGAGGCACCCUAGUAGAUUUCCCGGGCAAGUUGCGAGAAAAUCAAAAUUAAUAACAAAGAGAAAUCGCACACAUACACAC